AUGAUUAUGAAGACUCUUAAUGCAGUGAGCACGUACAGUGUGACCCAGCACACGAUUAAUGCCAUGGCUCUCGCAGACCCUCCAUUUGCCCGAGUGUGGAUACCUGAUCCUGAGGAAGUUUGGAAGUCAGCAGAGCUGCUCAAAGAUUACAAGCCAGGAGACAAAGUCCUCCUGCUUCACCUUGAGGAAGGAAAGGAUUUGGAAUAUCGUCUGGAUCCAAAGACCAAGGAACUGCCUCACUUAAGAAACCCUGACAUUCUUGUGGGUGAAAAUGACCUCACAGCCCUCAGCUAUCUUCAUGAGCCUGCUGUGCUCCACAAUCUCAGAGUCCGCUUUAUUGAUUCCAAACUUAUUUAUACAUAUUGUGGUAUAGUCCUAGUAGCUAUAAAUCCUUAUGAACAGCUGCCUAUUUAUGGAGAAGAUAUUAUUAAUGCAUACAGUGGUCAGAACAUGGGUGAUAUGGAUCCACAUAUCUUUGCAGUAGCUGAAGAAGCUUACAAGCAAAUGGCCAGAGAUGAACGAAAUCAGUCCAUCAUUGUAAGUGGAGAGUCGGGGGCAGGAAAAACAGUCUCAGCUAAGUAUGCCAUGCGAUACUUUGCCACUGUAAGUGGUUCUGCCAGUGAAGCCAAUGUUGAGGAAAAGGUCUUGGCCUCCAACCCCAUCAUGGAGUCAAUUGGAAAUGCUAAGACAACCAGGAAUGAUAAUAGCAGCCGUUUUGGGAAGUAUAUUGAGAUUGGUUUUGACAAGAGAUAUCGAAUCAUUGGUGCCAAUAUGAGAACUUACCUUUUAGAGAAAUCCCGAGUGGUGUUCCAGGCAGAAGAGGAAAGAAACUAUCAUAUAUUUUAUCAGCUUUGUGCGUCAGCAAAGUUACCUGAAUUUAAGAUGUUGCGAUUAGGAAAUGCAGAUCACUUUCAUUACACAAAGCAAGGUGGCAGUCCGGUGAUUGAAGGAAUCGAUGAUGCCAAGGAGAUGGCCCAUACCAGGCAGGCCUGCACUUUGCUCGGUAUUAGUGAAAAUUAUCAGAUGGGAAUUUUCCGAAUACUUGCUGGCAUUCUUCACCUAGGUAACGUUGGAUUUACAUCUCGAGAUUCCGACAGCUGCACAAUACCUCCCAAGCAUGAACCUCUCAGCAUCUUCUGUGACCUCAUGGGCGUGGACUAUGAGGAGAUGUGUCACUGGCUCUGCCAUCGGAAGCUAGCCACUGCCACAGAGACAUACAUCAAGCCCAUCUCCAAGCUGCAGGCCACGAAUGCUCGCGAUGCUUUGGCCAAGCACAUCUAUGCCAAGCUCUUUAACUGGAUCGUAGAUCAUGUCAAUCAAGCGCUCCAUUCUGCUGUCAAGCAGCACUCUUUUAUUGGCGUGCUGGACAUUUAUGGAUUUGAAACAUUUGAGAUAAAUAGUUUUGAACAGUUUUGCAUAAAUUAUGCAAAUGAAAAACUACAGCAACAGUUCAAUCUGCAUGUCUUCAAAUUAGAACAAGAGGAAUAUAUGAAGGAACAAAUUCCAUGGACUCUCAUAGAUUUUUAUGAUAAUCAGCCUUGCAUUAAUCUUAUAGAAUCUAAACUGGGCAUUCUAGAUUUGCUGGAUGAGGAAUGCAAAAUGCCUAAAGGUACAGAUGACACUUGGGCCCAGAAAUUGUACAACACACAUUUGAACAAAUGUGCACUCUUUGAAAAGCCCCGUCUGUCAAACAAAGCUUUCAUCAUCCAACAUUUUGCUGACAAAGUGGAAUACCAGUGUGAAGGCUUUCUGGAAAAGAAUAAAGACACUGUUUAUGAAGAAAAAAUUACAGUUCUUAAAUCAAGCAAGUUUAAGAUGCUACCAGAAUUAUUUCAAGAUGAUGAGAAGGCCAUCAGCCCAACCUCAGCCACCUCUUCAGGGCGCACACCCCUCACCCGCAUUCCUGAAAAGCCCACCAAAGGUCGACCAGGCCAGACAGCCAAAGAGCACAAGAAAACGGUGGGGCACCAGUUCCGAAAUUCUCUUCACCUGCUGAUGGAGACCCUGAAUGCCACUACCCCUCACUAUGUGCGCUGUAUUAAGCCUAAUGAUUUCAAGUUCCCAUUCACGUUUGACGAGAAGAGGGCAGUGCAGCAGCUGAGGGCAUGUGGUGUCCUGGAAACCAUCCGCAUCAGUGCAGCAGGCUUCCCCUCACGGUGGACUUACCAAGAAUUUUUCAGCCGCUACCGUGUCCUAAUGAAGCAAAAAGAUGUGCUGAGUGACAGAAAGCAAACGUGCAAGAAUGUAUUAGAGAACCUGAUCCCAGACAAGGACAAAUACCAGUUUGGUAAGACAAAGAUCUUUUUCCGUGCUGGUCAAGUGGCCUAUCUAGAAAAAUUGAGGGCAGACAAGCUGAGGGCUGCCUGCAUUCGGAUCCAGAAGACAAUCCGAGGGUGGCUGCAGCGGAAGAAGUACCUGCGCAUGCGGAAGGCAGCCGUCACUGUGCAGAGAUAUGUGCGAGGCUACCAGGCCCGAUGCUAUGCUAAGUUCCUGCGCAGAACUAAGGCAGCGACCAUCAUUCAGAAGUACUGGCGCAUGUAUGUAGUCCAUAGGAAGUACAAAAGUAAACGAGCUGCCACUAUUGUUCUUCAGUCUUAUUUACGAGGCUACUUGGCCAGAAAUAGGUAUCGCAAGAUACUCCGUGACCACAAAGCAGUCAUCAUUCAGAAGUGGGUCCGAGGCUGGCUGGCUCGCACCUACUACAAGAGGAGCCUGCAUGCCAUCAUCUACCUUCAGUGCUGCUUACGGCGGAUGAUAGCCAAGCGCGAGCUGAAGAAGCUCAAGAUUGAGGCCCGCUCUGUGGAGCGCUAUAAGAAACUCCACAUCGGCAUGGAGAACAAGAUCAUGCAGCUGCAGCGCAAAGUUGAUGAACAGAACAAAGACUACAAAUGCCUCAUGGAGAAAUUGACCAAUCUGGAAGGAAUAUACAACUCUGAGACUGAGAAACUACGAAGUGACUUAGAACGCCUUCAGCUAAGCGAGGAGGAGGCUAGGAUUGCCACUGGGCGGGUUCUCAGUCUACAGGAAGAAGUUGCCAAGCUCCGGAAAGACCUGGAACAAACUCGGUCAGAGAAGAAAUCCAUCGAGGAACGUGCAGAUAGAUACAAGCAAGAGACCGAGCAGGUGGUAUCAACUCUGAAGGAAGAAAAUACGUUGCUGAAGCAGGAAAAAGAGGCCCUCAAUCACCUUAUCGUGGAACAGGCUAAGGAGAUGACAGAGACUAUGGAGAAGAAGUUGGUAGAAGAAACGAAACAACUGGAACUCGAUCUUAAUGAUGAAAGGCUGAGAUAUCAGAACCUUCUGAAUGAGUUCAGUCGCUUAGAAGAACGAUAUGAUGACCUCAAGGAAGAGAUGACUCUGAUGUUGAAUGUACCUAAGCCUGGACACAAGAGAACAGACUCCACCCACAGCAGCAAUGAGUCUGAAUACACCUUUAGCACCGAAAUUGCAGAAACUGAAGACAUUCCAUUGAGGACAGAGGAGCCAAGUGAGAAGAAGGUACCACUGGACAUGUCACUGUUCCUCAAGCUCCAGAAGCGGGUCACAGAGCUGGAGCAGGAGAAGCAGGUGAUGCAGGAUGAGCUGGACCGCAAGGAGGAGCAGGUGCUCCGCAGCAAGGCAAAGGAAGAAGAACGGCCACAAAUUAGAGGUGCAGAGCUGGAAUAUGAGUCACUCAAGCGACAAGAACUAGAAUCAGAAAACAAAAAACUGAAAAAUGAGCUAAAUGAGUUACGCAAAGCCCUUAGUGAGAAAAGCGCCCCAGAGGUGACCGCUCCGGGGGCACCAGCAUACCGUGUUCUCAUGGAGCAGCUGACCUCUGUGAGUGAGGAGCUCGAUGUGCGCAAGGAGGAGGUCCUCAUCUUGAGGUCUCAGCUGGUGAGCCAGAAAGAGGCCAUCCAACCCAAGGAUGACAAGAAUACAAUGACAGAUGCCACAGUACUUUUGGAAGAUGUACAAAAAAUGAAAGAUAAAGGCGAAAUAGCGCAAGCAUACAUUGGUUUGAAAGAAACAAACAGGUCGUCUGCUAUGGAUUACCAUGAGUUGAAUGAGGAUGGAGAGCUGUGGCUGGUUUAUGAAGGGUUAAAACAAGCCAACAGGCUCCUGGAAUCCCAGCUCCAGUCGCAGAAGAGGAGCCAUGAGAACGAGGCCGAAGCCCUCCGUGGGGAGAUCCAGAACCUGAAGGAAGAGAACAACCGGCAGCAGCAGCUGCUGGCCCAGAACCUGCAGCUGCCCCCCGAGGCCCGCAUCGAGGCCAGCCUGCAGCACGAGAUCACCCGCCUGACCAACGAGAACUUGUAUUUUGAGGAAUUAUAUGCAGAUGACCCUAAGAAGUAUCAAUCAUAUCGGAUUUCACUUUACAAACGGAUGAUUGAUUUGAUGGAACAGCUUGAAAAACAAGAUAAGACUGUCCGGAAACUGAAAAAACAACUGAAAGUAUUUGCUAAAAAAAUUGGUGAACUAGAAGUGGGCCAGAUGGAGAACAUAUCCCCAGGACAGAUCAUUGAUGAACCCAUCCGUCCAGUCAACAUUCCCAGGAAAGAAAAGGAUUUCCAAGGAAUGCUGGAAUACAAGAAGGAGGAUGAGCAAAAGCUUGUUAAGAACCUGAUUCUGGAACUGAAGCCACGUGGCGUAGCUGUCAACCUGAUCCCAGGGUUACCAGCGUAUAUCCUGUUCAUGUGUGUCCGACAUGCCGACUACCUGAAUGAUGACCAGAAAGUAAGGUCGCUGCUAACAUCCACAAUUAACAGCAUCAAAAAAGUAUUAAAGAAAAGAGGUGAUGAUUUUGAAACCGUUUCCUUCUGGCUCUCUAACACUUGCCGGUUUUUGCACUGUUUGAAGCAGUACAGCGGAGAAGAGGGCUUUAUGAAGCACAACACAUCUCGCCAGAACGAACACUGCCUCACCAACUUCGACCUGGCUGAGUACCGGCAGGUGCUAAGUGACCUGGCCAUUCAGAUCUACCAGCAGCUCGUGCGGGUGCUGGAGAACAUCCUUCAGCCCAUGAUCGUCUCAGGCAUGCUGGAGCAUGAGACCAUUCAGGGCGUGUCGGGGGUGAAGCCCACAGGGCUGAGGAAGCGGACCUCCAGCAUCGCCGAUGAGGGCACCUACACACUGGACUCCAUCCUCCGGCAGCUCAGCUCCUUCCACUCGGUCAUGUGUCAGCACGGCAUGGACCCCGAGCUGAUCAAGCAGGUGGCCAAGCAGAUGUUCUACAUCGUGGGGGCCAUCACGCUGAACAACCUCCUCCUGCGGAAGGACAUGUGCUCCUGGAGCAAAGGCAUGCAGAUCAGGUACAAUGUCAGUCAACUGGAGGAAUGGCUACGUGACAAGAAUCUGAUGAACAGUGGGGCUAAAGAAACCCUGGAACCUCUCAUUCAGGCUGCUCAGCUUCUGCAAGUGAAAAAGAAAACAGAUGAUGAUGCAGAAGCCAUCUGCUCCAUGUGCAAUGCUUUAACUACUGCCCAGAUUGUCAAAGUGCUGAAUUUGUAUACGCCAGUUAAUGAGUUUGAAGAAAGAGUCUCUGUGUCAUUUAUUCGUACUAUACAGAUGCGUUUACGAGACAGGAAGGACUCUCCUCAGCUGCUCAUGGAUGCUAAACACAUCUUUCCCGUCACCUUUCCUUUCAACCCGUCCUCCCUCGCCUUGGAGACCAUCCAGAUCCCAGCCAGCCUAGGCCUGGGCUUCAUCUCCCGGGUCUGAAAGCCACACCGAGGCAAAAGGACAGUACAUUUCUUGCCUGAAAUAAGAACCCAUUACUUCCAGUGAGCUACUGAAACACAUUUUUAAAGAAGAUGUCGUCAUUAUCUUCCAAACAAGAGGUUAUUAACUGGAAAUCUCCCUAGAACACUUCCAUCGCCUCGGAAAGAAAGUCACGCUCCUUCGUGCUGUUACCUGUAGCACCGCGCACCCUUGCUCAUUAGGUACCCCGAGUUCACAUGCAGGUGAAUGAUGGAAGGAAGGGGAAAAUGUAUCUUGAGUUGCCAGCAUUUAUUUUAAAUCCUUAGCACUACGUACAUCUAAAUGGUAUAAAAAAACCAUAAAUUCCAGAUCUGAGUGGUUGUUAGGAAGGUACCCACAGAGAACCUCCUCUAUGUAACCAGAAGAAAAAUCACUAUUGAGAACAUACCAUAUAAUAUAUCAGUUUAGGAAUCAUGGUGAUGUUGAACUGGAUCACAGAAAUCAACUGUAGUAGGUAUAAUAGCUGGACAAGUAACGUCCUUCAUGUGUCAUUAUGAUGUAGAGAUAUUAAGAAAAUGCUGGUUUACUGUAUAGCAUAGAAGUCCAUUUGCACUGUAGUUUCCUGAGCAUCUUAAACUGCUGCUAUAUACUGGGUUCUUUAACAUGUAAGCGGUAUUCUUGUUAGGUACUAUGAGAAUAAGCUUCUCUUUUAUCAACUCUGUUUAUAGUACAAUCAGAUCAGUUUUAACUGGAUUCUUUGCAGACAUCUACAGAUUCACCUGCACUAGUAGCAGACACUGGAAAGUCCUGUAGUAAUACGACAAAAUGUUGGACAUUCAGGGGUAGGAUUAGACAGACGGCAGUUGUUGGUGUCAUUAUUUAUUCAGGACACAUUACAGUGGUGUGCUCAUUAUUUUUCCCUAGUGGAUACCACAACAGGGUACAGUGUUCUGUGAAGUGACUUAUUUUUAGUUCCCAGAUCUGAUUUCUGCAAUGCAUACAGUCAACUUUGACAGGUUUCCGUUCUUCUUAAUUUAUUAAGAAUUAAUCUCAGUCACUAUCUAGAGAGCAUUGUCAGAAUAUUCAUGAUUCUGGUCUUGAAACCUUGAUUAUCCUAUAAAUUAUGCAAAAGAAGGUGUAUAAUGAAUACUUAUGAUUCCUUUUUUUAGCCUUUGCAAUUUCUAUAAAUGUUCUCAGUAACUCUAGAUACUUUAAAGAACAUCAUGUUAGAAAUACUUUGACUUAUCUAAGAAAUAUUAGAAGAUUGCUGAAUUUUACAGGGGAUUGGGCUUCUUAAGACCCAGAUUCUAUGUUUUCACCACAAAAUUUUAAUUAAACAUAUUCUGCAUUUUUUCCUUAGAAAUCUUAUAUAUAAAUCUUUCAGGUUGUGCAAAUACAAAUCCUUAGCUUUCAUCAGAAACUCUGGUUCUUCAUUGCAAUCAUAGAUUUAUAUAAUUUAACUCCCAGAUGGUUUAUAAAAAUGCAUCUUAUUAAAAUAUGUGCAAUAUUAUUAAUGGAAGUCACACAGUUUAGAACCAGUGAUAAAGAUUGUUAUUAAAAGAUAAAUACUGUCUGUUAACUUAUUUAGGCCUCAAAUUCCUCUUUUAUAAAUAAGAGGAUUGGACAACUGACUCUUAAGGUCCCUUCCAUGUCUAGCAUCUCUCCUCUCGGCGCUAAGAUCCUAGAGAAAUGAGCUGUAGUUCCUCAGUAAGUUUAUCCUCUGAUGUAGAGACGAGUGUUCAGUGCCUGUUAAGUCUGAGGGAUUAAUAAAAAUAUCAUAAAUCUGUU
Myotis davidii is the source of this 7467-nucleotide messenger RNA. RefSeq names its product myosin VA (gene MYO5A). The record is from RefSeq and is a predicted model, not a curated record. Gene Ontology annotation, molecular function: actin filament binding; ATP binding; microfilament motor activity. Bases 1 to 5700 code for a protein of 1899 amino acids. The transcript is spliced from 42 exons. Gene Ontology annotation, biological process: actin filament organization; vesicle transport along actin filament. Gene Ontology annotation, cellular component: actin cytoskeleton; cytoplasm; myosin complex. NCBI's taxonomy places the organism in Eukaryota, Metazoa, Chordata, Mammalia, Chiroptera, Vespertilionidae.